Messenger RNA from Penicillium pulvis, 1083 nucleotides. RefSeq names its product putative oxidoreductase, 2OG-Fe(II) oxygenase family. The transcript has 2 exons. The record is from RefSeq and is a predicted model, not a curated record. Bases 1 to 1083 code for a protein of 360 amino acids. Gene Ontology annotation, molecular function: dioxygenase activity. NCBI's taxonomy places the organism in Eukaryota, Fungi, Ascomycota, Eurotiomycetes, Eurotiales, Aspergillaceae.
AUGCAGUCCCAGAUUUCGAAAAAUUUCAAUACGAACUUCCCCGACCUCCCACCCUUUCCCACCGACAUACCCACCGCUCCUCUCCUUCGGCUGUCCCUCGGCAAGCUACUAGCAGGAGAUAAAUUAGAACUGGACCGCCUUUUCGAAGCAUCUGUGGAAAUUGGAUUCUUCUACUUAGACUUCCAAGAUUCUCAGCUCGGAUCUUCCCUACUCCAAGAUGUCGACAAGUUGUUUGGGGUAGGCAAAGAGCUGUUCGAACUCUGCUUAGAAGAGAAGAACAAGUAUGACUUUAGCAAGCAGAACUCAUACUUUGGGUAUAAAGCGCAAGGUGUAGCGGUCGUGGACAAGGAGGGGAAUUUGGAUCGGAAUGAGUUCUACAAUGUCUCAAAAGACGAUAUUCUCGGCAUCUCAGAGCAACUUCCAGCACCAAGCCUCCUCAAUCAAAACAGAAAGCCCAUCGAAUCCUUCAUGCGCAACUCCCAUGCCAUCGUAACGCUAAUCCUCACGAUCCUCAACGACCAACUAGGCCUCCCAGAAAAAACACUACCAGACAUGCAUCGCCAAAGCGCUCUAAGCGGCGAUCAAAUCCGCUGGGUAAAAGCACCACCCCAACCCAUGAACGACAGACGAGUCGCACUAGGCCAACACACCGACUUUGGCUCAGUAACAGUCCUACUCAACCGACUCGGCGGGCUCCAAGUCCAAAUGCCCGGAACGGACGACUGGGUCUACGUACGUCCACUACCAGGGCAUGCGAUAAUCAAUCUCGGUGACGCAAUGGUGAAAUUCAGCAAUGGGCUCUUACGCUCAAAUAUUCAUCGCGUUAGUGCGCCACCUGGUGCGCAAGCUGAGUGCACAAGGUAUAGUCUUGUUUACUUUGCACGUCCUGAGGAUGAGGUUAUACUGCGGCGGUUGGAGGGGAACCUGAUUCCGCCUUUGGAGGGCAACGAGGUUGAAGAGGAUGUUAGUAGUAAGGAGUGGAUUAUUAGGAGAGCUCUAGGGCCAAGGGUUAAUCUUGGUCGGAAGGUUGAUCUGGACAAAUCGGCUGGAACGGAGGAGCUUAGUCGGAGAAUCAAGGUUUAA